Myotis myotis is the source of this 1440-nucleotide messenger RNA. It is a transcript of the gene LRRC25, whose product is annotated as leucine rich repeat containing 25. Bases 190 to 1113 code for a protein of 307 amino acids. Lineage: Eukaryota; Metazoa; Chordata; Mammalia; Chiroptera; Vespertilionidae. The transcript is spliced from 3 exons. The record is from RefSeq and is a predicted model, not a curated record.
UCUUGCCCUCUGCGCUCCACCCGGACUCCAGUUCCUCUUCCCCCGCGUCGCUGGGUGCAGAGUCUGCGGAGCGCUAGGGACCGCAGGGGAUCUGAGAGGGCGCCGCGGCUCCUGUGCGCCCGGGUCCAGGUGAUCCAGCACCAAGCUCUCCUCUGCACCGGAUCUCCCAGCACCGCCCAGGUUGCUUGAAUGGGGCGCGCCCUGCCCUGGGCGCUGUGGUUGCUGCUGCUACUGCAGGAUCCAUGCAGCCUGGGAUUGUCCUGCAACGUGUCCUCGGGGGACGUGGACUGGGCCACGGAGUUCACAGCCACAUGCUUGAACUUCAGCGGCCGAGGCCUGAACAUUCCCUGGAACAGGUCUCUGCAGGCCAGCAGCGUGCUCCUCCUCGACCUGUCUGGGAACGGCCUUCGGGAGCUCCCGGGGUCCUUUUUUGCCCGCCUGGAAAAGCUGCAGAUCCUGAAUGUGACCAACAACCCUCUGGACCGCGUGGAUGCGGAGCUGGCAGGACGCUGCGCCCUUGACUUGAAGGCUGACUGCCGCUGCAGUCUCGCCUCCUGGCACAAGGUCCGGCAGGACAACUGCUCUGACCAGCUGCCCCCACAGUGCCUGGAUGCCGGCACCUUCACCUGGCGCAACCUCUCCACCUUCCUGGAGGUCAGCUGCCCCCCUGGCCUGUCCUGGGCGGCCAUUGGGGCUCUGGCAGCCAGUGGAAGCCUGCUCGUUGGGCUCAUCAUAACUGGCUCAUUGCUGGCCUGGAGAUUCCGGUCACGCUGGUCACCCAGGAGCCAGAGCCAGGACAAGACAUGGGCUGCUCCCGAUGGUCCCAGGCCCAGCUCAGGCUGGCAGCCGAAAUACAGUAGCCGGAGCCUCAGCCUUCAUCAACCAGAAGCCACCCUACCCAGACCCCCCACACCUGACUAUGAGAAUGUGUUUAUAGGCCAGCCACCUGCCAAGGACCAGUCGGUCAAACAUGGGACGCACCCUUCAGAGGACAGUGACUUCUACAUGAACUACGAGGACCUCCAACGGGCCUCCCAGCCCGUCUACGGCAACCUGCAGUUCCCGGGCCAGGCUCCCGAGGUCGAAGAUGAGUACGUGAUCACAGGGCACUGAGCCUGAACUCCAGCCUGCCCCACUCCAGGUGAUUCGGGCCGUUCUGGAUCCCCCCUGGCCUCAGUCUCCCAGCCUGAGAAAUGGGGAUAGGGAAGAGCUGUCCUUGCAGCCCUCUGCCCAGCUCCUGCUCUGCUCUUCAGCCCCACCGGCUGCUAGAAAGGGAAGAGGAGACUCCAACACAGACACAGCAGGUUCACAGAGUCAACUCCAUUGUCACCUUCCUCUCGGUGUGCAGAUGGUGCUCAAUAAACACUGUGGGGCUGGUGAGGCUGCUGGCUCAGAGGGAGAAGGUUCCUCUCAGUGACUUCCUGAGCUCUCAAGACUAGA